GUCUUUUGCUCAGAACCGAAGAUAAACGCUCUCUCUCUCUUCCGUUUGUUUGCACAGAAAACGGAAGAUAAACGCUCCCUCCUCUCUCUCUCUCUCUCUCCAACUCUCCUUACGCGAUCUCUCAAUCCCUUAUCCGAAUAAUUGAGGUAUGGAGCACGAUGAGACGGGAUGCCAACCCCAUCCUGAAGGACCUAUUUUGUGUGUCAACAACUGUGGCUUCUUUGGAAGUGCAGCAAACAUGAACAUGUGCUCCAAGUGCUACAAGGAUAUGAUAUUAAAACAAGAACAGGCUAAGCUUGCUGCAUCAUCAAUUGAAAACCUUGUUAAUGGAUCAAGCAGCAAUGAGAAGGGACCUGUUGCCAUUGGCUCUAUGGAUGUGCAUCCUAGUUCGGUUGAAGUGAAGGAUGUAUCUAUGCCAUCAUCUCAAGCUUCAAGCUCUGUCAACGGUGCUGAGCCAAAGGCCAAGAAGGGGCCUAACCGAUGCAGCACUUGCAAUAAACGGGUUGGGUUAACUGGAUUCAAGUGCCGCUGUGGUGACCUUUUCUGUGGCUCACACCGCUACUCCGAUAAACAUGACUGCCCCUUUGACUACCGCACUGCUGCACAGGAGGCCAUAGCCAAGGCCAAUCCUGUUGUUAAGGCUGAAAAACUGGAUAAGAUCUAAUGAUGCCCUUCUGCUGAAACUCCUCAAUUAUAUUCCAAAAAUGGGCAUCUUCAGAUUGGCUACAUCAUGUCAUUUCAGAUACUUGGAAGCAAGGCAGUAAAAGAAAAGCGCGGAAGGUUGAACUCUCUCUUAUUCUCAUUAUGAUUGGCAAGAAUUUGUUUGUUGGGUCAUGUUUCCAAGUUUAAUGUGCUGGUUUGGUGGGUAAUCGUUGUGAUUAGGUUAUGUGUAAUUCUGGUUAUUAUGGCAUCGUAUCUCAUGUCUAAAAUGUUAUGCACAGACCCUGGAUAAUAUGGAGAAAACAUCCAUGUCAAUUGCCAGAUUGUGAUUGGGUUUGUAAAUUAUGCUUUUCACGUUCUUAUAAGUGUGGUUUCACUUGCUCCGAUUCA
Ipomoea triloba (trilobed morning glory) is the source of this 1050-nucleotide messenger RNA. Its product is annotated as zinc finger A20 and AN1 domain-containing stress-associated protein 8. The coding region runs from base 149 to 664 and encodes 171 amino acids. The transcript has 2 exons. The record is from RefSeq and is a predicted model, not a curated record. Gene Ontology annotation, molecular function: zinc ion binding; DNA binding. Lineage: Eukaryota; Viridiplantae; Streptophyta; Magnoliopsida; Solanales; Convolvulaceae.